Molecule: messenger RNA, 4017 nt
Organism: Chrysoperla carnea
Lineage: Eukaryota; Metazoa; Arthropoda; Insecta; Neuroptera; Chrysopidae
Exons: 5
Coding region: 531-3449 (972 amino acids)
Biological process (GO): RNA 3'-end processing
Cellular component (GO): TRAMP complex; nucleolus
Molecular function (GO): poly(A) RNA polymerase activity; mRNA binding
Source: RefSeq, a predicted model, not a curated record
GUUGAAAAAGAUCAAUACCAUUGCAAAGUGGUUAAAAAGAGAUACACUGUGUAGAAUAGCCACAUAAAAUAUAAAUAUAAAAUUAAUAAAGGAUAAAGUUAUAGGAGAGUCUUAUUAGUAAUAAUAUGCUAGCUAUUUUUGUUUAUGGGUAAUAUUCUCCGCAAACGGAUAAAUUAAAACAAUCGAAGAGAAACUGAUCCAGGGCGUUCUAAAUGCGACUAUACGAAUGGGACCUAACCUCAUUCAUAAAUCAAUGGUUGCGUGGAUAAUUUACGGAUUUUAAUUAAUUAAUUUAUAAACUUUUAAUUAAGUAGUUAAGAACAUUUCAAGUGAUAAUCUUAAGUUGUGAUUUCGUGUUUAGAUUGACAUUUUUUUUAAUCAAAAAUUUAUAGAAUGAUAUGUUUAAUGACGUCAUUUUUUGACGAAAAGGCAUGUGUAUAAUAUUUUCUAAUAGAGGGGAAGCCCCAAGUGUGAAAAAUAGACAUGUAUUUUAAGAUGAAGUGUUAAGAAGUGUCCAUUUUUAUAAAAUAAUGGAUGCCCCAUUGAUAAAUACUGUGUGUUGCCCUGAGUACGAGACACCUAGCUGGUCCACUUGGUUAAAAAUUCAAAUUGAAAACUUUAGUUUAACUUCAAAUAAUUUAUGUAAUAAUCCUAUACUUCCAAUACAUCAACAGGACAAUUUUAAUAAUCAAAAUACAAUAUCAGCAAUUACUAAAAGCUUAAGUAAUGAUUUAGUGUUAGAGAAGAAUUGUAAUAAAUAUAAAGAUAGUAAUAAUAAAGUUGAUACAACUCAAAAUUAUCCGCAAAAAACUUUUAACAACACUGUUGUGGGCGGUGUACCCACCGCAAAUCGGUACACAGCAAACAAUUUGACAAUGUGGUCGAGAAAUAAAGUCAAUAGAGAUAACAGAGCUUGUACAAAUAAUAUGGCAUUACAACCUUCAGAAUAUGUUGGGAAAUAUGGUGGAAAACCUUGGAGAAAACCAGAUUUCCAUUAUUCAAUUGGUAUUAUUGGCUUACAUGAAGAAAUUGAUCAUUGUGCUGAAUGGUUGCAACCAACACAAGCUGAGCAUUGUAUGCGCGGGAAAGUAGUAAAUCGUGUCGAGUCUACAAUACUCUCCUUAUGGCCGAAUGCGCAUGUUCAAGUAUUUGGAUCAUUUCGAACAGGAUUAUAUUUACCAACUGCUGAUAUUGAUAUUGUUGUGAUAGGAAAUUGGGAUAAUUUACCAUUAAGGACAUUAGAAAAAGCGUUACUUGAUCAAGGUAUCGCAGAACAAGAUUCAAUAAAAGUGUUAGAUAAAGCCUCGGUACCAAUAAUCAAACUUACUGAUCGUGAGAAUGAUAUUAAAGUAGAUAUUAGUUUUAAUAUGUCAAAUGGAAUACGUUCAGCUGAAUUAAUAAAAGAAUUUAAACAACGAUUUCCAUGUUUAUCAAAAUUAGUAUUCGUUUUAAAGCAAUUUUUACUUGAACGUGAAUUAAAUGAAGUAUUUACUGGCGGUAUUUCAUCGUAUAGUUUAAUUUUAAUGGUGAUUAGCUUUUUACAAUUACAUCCUCGGGAUGAUCCAACAAAACCUGAUGUGAAUUUAGGUGUAUUACUUAUUGAAUUUUUUGAAUUAUAUGGUAAACGUUUUAACUAUAUGCAUACAGCUAUUCGAAUCAAAGAUGGUGGAUCGUAUAUUAAAAAAGAAGACAUUAAAAAAGAUAUGAAAGAUGGACAUCGACCUUCUAUACUUUGUAUCGAGGAUCCUUUGACACCCGGUAAUGAUAUUGGCAGAUCAUCGUACGGUGCUAUGCAAGUAGCACGAGCAUUUCAUUUGGCUUACAUGCAGUUAACGCACUUUGUGAAUCCUUUAAAUAAAUUACAGAAUAAUUGUAACGAACAAUCAAUUUUAGGACGAAUAAUUCGGAUUACGGAUCAAGUUAUUGAUUAUCGAAGAUGGUUAGCAGAAAAAUUUAAUCAGGAAAUGCAAUUACGUGAAAGCAUGACAAGUUUAGUUGAAAAUCAACAAAAUCAUACGAAUUUUGUAAAACCAUCGUUAGAAUUAUCACCUACGGAAGAUAUUCGACGAUUGCACGACGACAAUAUUACAUCCGUUGAAAUUGUUGAAGAUCGUCAAUUAAUUCGACAAAGUUCUGGCGGUAAACAUCAAUCACCAAAUGAUUUUGGUACACAGACUAGUGCGAGUAGUAUUGAAAGUGCAUCAUCUACUUCAGCUGAAAAUGAUGAUGACGAUGAGUACUCAAUGACUCACGAUGAUGAAGAUCAAGAAGAAGAAGAGGAAGAAGAAGAAGAUGAUUAUUAUGAAGAUGAUUCUUCUGGUAGCCAUGAGUCGAAUACAACAUUGCAUCACACGAACAGUAAUCAAAUGAAAAGCCAAUCAUAUGGUAACAAAAUGACAGGAUCAAAUUUACAUUCGGCGAAUCGACAUUAUCACAACACAAUGAAAUCACAUCCCGAUUCGACAGACUCACGACAACAAAAUCGUACCACUGCCAAUAAAAUCGACUCUUUUUCCAUGAAUCGAACACAACGUAAUCAACAAAAACAUCCAAGAUGGACGUCGCGACAUGAUCAAAAAGAUUCAACAAACGAAUCACAAAUUCCCACAGUAUCCGUUGCAAAUUUAACCAGUUUAAACACAUCAAAAGUAAUUGAUCGAACGAAAAGUCAGCCUUUGAAAACAUUUAACAUGGCCAAAUGUUAUCCAAAUGUAUCAAAUGCAUCACCAAACGCGGGUAAAAAAUUAUUUGAAGCUGCCAUUGCAGAUUUAUCAAAAUCACACAAUGUGAUUCAUCAACCAAAAGUGAUUCAUCAUCCGCGUCCUAAUGAUCGUGUUUCAAUGUCCAGUUCGUCUGAUUCAAGCUUAAGUGUAGAAUUGUCUGGCAACCAUCCUGAUAUCCAAACACAUCGCCAUUCAAAUCAACGUAAUUUUAAUGAUGAUAAAAAACCACGUAAAUAUCCAAAUCCAAUGUAUAAUCCAAACAAUUACGAUUCAGAUUUAAGUGAUGAUCAAUCCUCUAAAAUGAGCAUGCAUUUAAAUCAAAAUGGACCAGGUCGUAAUAAGAAACAAAAAGAUCAACAAAUUGGUAGCGGUCAAAUGCAACGAUCUCAUUCAAAGUCACGACGUAAUCGUGAUAGUACUAAUCGCCAUUAUCAACGAAAAAAUACUGGAAUGAAUUACUCAACAGAAAAUGUUUCAACAUCAAGUCAACAUUUAAAUAAUACACGUGUCACAGCACUAAAAGCUGAACAUGCAUUAAUGGAAAAUAACCGUACACAACAAAAUGGUGGACAAAAUAGAAAUAAUAAACAAUACAGUAGCAGUAAUAACAGUAGUAAAAAUCAAAGAGAAAGUAGUUUCUCACCAAUUAGACAAAAUAGUAAAGACAAUAGAGAUAAAUAUAAUAAUUCAAUAUCGAAUAAACGAAAAAGGAAUUCGUGUUCGUAAAUAUCAUUAGGUUUUAGGUAAAAAAAAAAAAACAAAGAGUUUAUUCUUGUCAUUUAUAAAAAUAUGUUUUAAAAGUGAUGUUUGUUGCUUCGUUUUCUCUCGUAAUCGUGAAAUUGGCCUGAUUAAUUUAUUUGAUAUUUUCAUUCCAAUUGAAAGAAGUACCCAACGAAGCAAUAGAAACAAUUUUUAGUGUUGAUUUAAGUGAUACCAAUGUUGGAUGAAAAAUGUCCGAUAAAAAUUAGGUCGUACACAACCAGUAAGGCUUUAUUGUAAGUUUAAAAAAUAUGAGUAACACGCAUAUUAAUUACCAAAAUACAUUUUGAACGUUUCAUUCUCGUAAUAAUUAGUUAAUUAAUCGUAAUUACUGUAUGUAUGAAUAGUGAAUGUAAAAAAUUUUAUAAAUAUCAUCUCAUCUUCACACAAACUCGUGUUUAAUUAGAGCAAUUGAGUGUGGAAUAAUUAUUGAUUUGUUCUUUAUAAUUUAUUUUCAAACUUAUACGAAUUAUAAUUAUCUUCUUUUACAUUCUUAAUUCCAAUUAAUUCUUUUCUGUUAGGUUUGUCGUGGUAU